This is a messenger RNA of Dentiscutata erythropus, 333 nucleotides long. Lineage: Eukaryota; Fungi; Glomeromycota; Glomeromycetes; Diversisporales; Gigasporaceae. The record is from the annotation of a GenBank genome assembly.
AUGGGAGCUACAGCAAUUCAUUUACAUCCUCAAAACAAUAAAUGUAUAAUGCAAAACACAAAAAUAGAGAAACCAAGUGCAACUAUAACCUUUCUUAGAAUUAUGAUAAACACUAUAACUAUGAUGGUAUCUAUUACUACUCAAAAACCUGCAAUCAUUAAUGGGAUUACUGGUAUAGAUAUGCCAAGUGAUUUCACAAGAGCACCCCUUCAUACAGCAUUUGAUCAAAAUUGCUUUCAUCCAAACCUGGCCGGGCAUUCAAUUACUUUAAGAUUGCAACUGGCACCAGCACUUACACUAAAUUUAUUUACUGAUACUUCUAAUAUAGGUUAG